This is a messenger RNA of Pseudomyrmex gracilis, 1725 nucleotides long. RefSeq names its product GTP-binding protein 128up (gene 128up). Lineage: Eukaryota; Metazoa; Arthropoda; Insecta; Hymenoptera; Formicidae. The record is from RefSeq and is a predicted model, not a curated record. Gene Ontology annotation, molecular function: GTP binding; GTPase activity. The transcript is spliced from 8 exons. The coding region runs from base 201 to 1304 and encodes 367 amino acids. Gene Ontology annotation, cellular component: cytoplasm. Gene Ontology annotation, biological process: cytoplasmic translation.
GUUUCUCAUGGCGGAAUACGAGCGGAAUUAGCAUAUGCGUGCGAACAUGCAUGCGAACGGGCGCACGUGUAAGUUAUGACCGAUGAUGUUAUUAUUUCGGCGCUUUUCGCGGUUUUAAUAAUGUGACAGAAUAUCACAGCUGGACAGUUUGUUAUCAAAUUUAAGAAGGGUUUUUGCUUGGGUUGUUUGUAAGCUCGAAGAUGAGUACUAUUCUGGAGAAGAUCGCCUCCAUCGAGGCCGAGAUGGCCCGUACUCAAAAGAAUAAAGCUACCUCUGGCCACUUGGGUCUGCUGAAAGCUAAGCUAGCCAAACUCAGACGCGAGUUGAUCACUCCGAAGGGUGGCGGUGGGGGUGGCGAGCAGGGUUUCGAAGUCGCCAAAACCGGUGACGCUCGCAUUGGAUUUGUCGGCUUCCCAUCUGUUGGAAAAUCCACAUUGCUGAGCACACUUGCCGGUGUUUACUCAGAGGUAGCAGAAUAUGAAUUCACAACACUCACAACUGUUCCCGGUUGUAUAAAAUACAAAGGUGCAAAGAUACAGUUGUUAGAUCUCCCGGGAAUUAUAGAGGGUGCGAAAGAUGGUAAGGGACGUGGUCGACAAGUUAUCGCUGUGGCGCGAACUUGCAGCUUGAUUUUUAUCGUACUGGACGUGCUUAAGCCACUCGGGCAUAAACGUUUGAUUGAGCACGAAUUGGAAGGUUUUGGCUUGCGACUGAACAAACACCCACCAAAUAUCACUUUCAAGAAGAAAGAUAAAGGUGGUAUAAAUCUACAAGUUAUGUGUCCUCAAACCGAACUCGACUACGAUACGGUGAAAAUGAUCCUGUCAGAAUAUAAAAUAAGUAAUGCUGAUAUCACGUUAAGGUAUGACGCAACCUCUGACGAUCUGAUCGACGUUAUAGAGGGAAAUCGCGUUUACGUCCCUUGCAUUUACCUCUUAAAUAAAAUAGAUCAAAUUAGUAUAGAAGAAUUGGAUGUUAUUUAUAAGAUUCCACAUUGCGUACCGAUAUCGGCUCAUCAUAAGUGGAACUUCGACGAUUUGUUGGAGAAAAUGUGGGAUUACUUGCAGCUCGUUAGGAUUUACACUAAGCCGAAAGGUCAACUCCCGGACUACAACGCACCUGUAGUAUUAAACACCGAGAAGCGAACUGUUGAAGAUUUUUGUAACAAACUUCACAGAUCGAUAGCGAAAGAAUUCAAAUAUGCGUUGGUGUGGGGUUCAUCUGUGAAGCAUCAACCGCAGAAGGUGGGAAAAGAUCACCUUCUCUGUGACGAGGACGUUGUACAGAUCGUGAAGAAAGUGUGAUAUGUUUCUUUUUGCAUUUUUUUUUGUCAUUGCUCAGCAGCGCAAAUAAACGUUACUUUUAAAGAAGUUUCGUGAAGUCUAUAAAGAGAUCGAGAAAAAAAUAAACGAGGAGCUUAUCUUGGCAUCAUCAGAAGCGCGCAUCUAUCAGGUUUUACAUAUGUAAAGGUGUGUAAAAAUAUUACAAAUAACUUCGAGAUCUAUAUUUUAUAUGUGUCAUAUGUUUUCUUUAAAAAAAAUGAAUAUAUAUAUACAAUACAUAUAGCAAAAUAAAAUCUGUUUUUUCUAUCUUGAAGGUUUACGCGUAUUGAUUGUCGGCGAUUUUUAGGUAUCAAUAUAUCUGAUUAUGUCGUAAUUGAUGUCUAGAUAAGCAGAAGAUAUUUGUGUUAUCUUAAAAAACAAAAGUGAUAAAAUAUUUAUGUAC